This is a messenger RNA of Monascus purpureus, 1014 nucleotides long. The record is from the annotation of a GenBank genome assembly. Lineage: Eukaryota; Fungi; Ascomycota; Eurotiomycetes; Eurotiales; Aspergillaceae.
CUGCAGUCUCUCCUCUAACCUCCUCUGUUCGCGACAGAAAGCCGUUAGUCCCUCUAUCUAGGCCUUGCAGAAUUCCCUCAAGGCAGUGUUCGUAUCAUCUUGGACGCCUGAAAACGCGAGGCAGCUGUCGCCUCCUUCGUUCCUCAUAAGCUGAACUUCCAAGGGACGGACAGACAAGAAGAUAUCAUUAGAAUUCCACCCCUUAUAAUCCUUCAGGAUGGCGGAAAGCGAGCUCGCACCCAAGUUUGCGCCAUUCUUUUCCUUCGCUGGUAUUGCCGCAGCAAUGAUCUUUGGGUCAUUGGGAGCAGCGUAUGGGACGGCGAAGUCCGGGAUAGGUAUUGCAGGUGUUGGGACUUUUAGACCAGAUUUGAUAAUGAAGUCACUAAUCCCCGUGGUCAUGUCCGGUAUCAUCGCUGUUUAUGGUCUCGUUAUUGCUGUCCUUAUAGCCGGUGAUGUGUCUCCCACACAGACCAUGGAUUUGUAUUCAGGCUUCAUGCAUCUCGCAGCAGGGUUGUCCGUGGGUCUUGCAGGCGUGGCAGCUGGAUAUGCUAUUGGGAUUGUAGGCGAUGCGGGUGUGCGCUCUUAUAUGCAACAAUCGCGUGUCUACGUCGGAAUGAUCCUCAUUCUGAUUUUCGGGGAAGUCCUAGGUCUUUACGGUCUAAUUGUUGGUCUGAUCCUCAACUCCAAGACCUAAGCCUCAGGUCUUGUUCGUCUGCUUUGCCACAACUAUCUGGCUAUAUGCUAUGCACGGGAUGUGAUACUCUAUAGCUUUCUGUUUCUAUAUCAAUUCGUUAUCUCGAUGCUAUUCAGAACACGCGGGAAGCAAGCCAACCCUUUCCAGCGCCUUCUGUUAAGCGCUCUUGUAUAUUUCUAUUGGUUUUCAUGCAACUCAACUGAGUUCAUGGGGUAUAUGGAUGAGUCGGCGGCGGCCUAGGGAGCUACAGAAACGUGUCGGUCCAUGGCAGCAUAGAAUAAGCUGAAACGAAAAAGAACAAUAACAAUUGCAAGCCCUUG